GGCGAACCCCCGGAUUCCCUUGUUGAGACCUUCCAUGUCCUUCCCACCUCCCCAACCUUAUUACUCAUCACCGUCCUGCUCUCACUCUGGCAUGCCUCACGCUAACCAGUUUGCUGUUUCUUGCACACACCCUUCAGCCGACUGGCUCCGUGCUUGAGGCGCUCAGCCGCUUCACUUGCGCCUCGAUUUCUCUAGAGCCCUUCUGCAUCGAAGCAUCUCCCAAGCGCCUUAGCUGCUAGGGGGCCCCUCCCUGAGUCUACCAGGCCUGGCUAAAUCCUAGAUAACCUUCCGUGCUGUCUCCGUCUCCGGUAUAUGAACAGCGGCUCUGGGGACGGGCAGUAUUGGGCCCUUCACUUCAUGUCUCCGGCACAGGCGGGGCACAUAAAAGAUACAAAGGUCAUUGAUUGAUUGAUUAUUCUAAAAAUCGUCGGAUACGUAUCAGCAAGACUUCUACAAAAUGGUCAGAAGUUUGGCAGGGAGUAACGCUUCUGGGAUAGUUUAUCGAAACAAAAGAGCUUUAUCAUCAUCUAGCAGUGAGCUGGAGGAGGGUCCUUCUGUCAAGUUAGUCAAGGUGAAGGCAGAUGACCUGGCCAGCAUGAAGGAGGAAUUGGCCAGCAUUAAGAACAACGUGGAUGUCCUGCUGUCUUCUGUUGAGAAAAUGGAGGGUGAGAAACCGCCACCCAAGAAAAGGGGAAGACCUCCAAAGAAGCAAGAUGGCAAAACUACCAAGAAAACUGCAGCUACCAAGAAGAAAGCCAGAAAAGGCAAGGCUCAGAAGGCCAAGAAGGAACCAGCUACCAAGAAGGGGCGCCGGGGAUCCGCCGCCAAAGCUGGCAAAGGGAAGAGCUCUCAGCCAAAGCAGACCAAAGGGAAGGCCAUGAAGAAGGGCAGCGCCAAACCUCAGGAAGAGGAUGACAAGAAGAAGGGCAAGAAGAGAGGCCGUCCUCCUGGCAAGAAAGCCACAACCACCAAGAAGGGAGUGGCUAGGCGGGUUGGCAGACCCCGCAAAAGCAGCUCUGACAAGGCUGCUUAGGAGGGGAUCCCAUGGCAGAGGAGGACACGGAAGCCUGAGGUCUACAGGGUUUGCUGAGGUGGCUCCAGGAUACCGGAGGUACAGCCAUCGUUGAGAGGCUUGAGCACAGCAGAAACACCAGAAAAAAAAUGCUCCCUGCUGGCCUCCCGGGUCUACCAGGACCCGUGUCCUAGAGCCAUUCUCCCCAGGCCCUGUCCCUCAGUGUCUUCCAGCACAGGCUCACUAGUGUCCUCAAUAUGGAUCUCUCCAAGUACCCUUAUUCAGCCCAGUCACACAGGUGGUCUAUUCCCCCCUCUCCAAAUUUGGCUAAGACCACCAACAUUUUCUGCAUUAUUUAAAAAAGUAUAGUGUGACUUCAAAAUAAAUAUUAUUCCU
Messenger RNA from Sarcophilus harrisii (Tasmanian devil), 1408 nucleotides. RefSeq names its product cylicin-2-like. The transcript is spliced from 3 exons. The record is from RefSeq and is a predicted model, not a curated record. Gene Ontology annotation, molecular function: DNA binding. NCBI's taxonomy places the organism in Eukaryota, Metazoa, Chordata, Mammalia, Dasyuromorphia, Dasyuridae. Bases 458 to 1033 code for a protein of 191 amino acids.